AUUUUUCUACUCCAACUGCUAUGGACUAAUGUAAUGUAAGAGACUGAGACGGACGUUUCUGUGUUAAGUGUAUAUUGUAACUUAUUUUUUUUUAUUUAAAACUAUUUAUUGUUUAAAGCCGUUUUUUUUUUUCAUUAACUAUAUCCUUCUCUAGAAUUAAUUUGAAGAUAAAAAACAAAUAUACACACAAAUGAACGUAUAAAAUGAGUUCUAUUCAACAAACUGGUAGAUUCCUGCCGUUUACUAAUAACAGCAGUAAUAUACAGCGUAAGCAGUUGUCGACUCAAGGAGCUUUACCCCAAAGUUUGAGCGGAAGUGAUACCGAUGUAUCAACAUCCAAUGAAAAUUUAAGCAAUGAAGAGAGAUACGUUAUAAGACAUACUGCUAGACAAGAACCUCAAGGCCAGGAAAAUCAACAACAGCAAAGUCCAUCAAGAUCUUCCAGCCAUAAAGAAAAUAUACCAAAUAUUCAAGGUAACUUGAUAAAUCGUAAUAGCUUGAAGGAUAGUUUAAAUGGAUCAAACAGAAACAGUUUGAAGGAGAGUUUAAAUGGGUCAAAUAGAAAUAGUCUUAAAGACAGUAUCAAUGGAUCGAAUCGUAACAGUUUGAAGGACAAUUUGAGUAAUCGAACAAGCGUGGGAUCUAAUCGUAGUAGUCUCGAUAUAUCAACUAGCUCAUACAAUACACUUAUUAUUCAUAAUGCUAAUGAUGAAAAUGGCUGGUCACCAUCUGGACGUUUGUCUAGUAUCGUUCGCGAGCAUGCCGGCGAUGUGGGUUAUUUGUAUAGUGAAGGGGGUGGUGGUGGCAAAGGUCACUCAAAUAGUCCGACAAUGCAAUCCUUAACGAGUUUACCGCAUGACGAACGUUUUUAUGAGCAGCCGAACAAUGGAUGUCAAGAAAUUAACGAUAUUCCUGAUGAUUAUCUUAAUCAGUCUCAGGUUUUGAAACAUCUUGCGAAAGAAGUUAAGCCGUACUCUAAGCUACAGAGUGGUGGAAAUAAUUUAGAAAUAAGAAUGCGCGAUGUCGAUAGAGCUAAACAAAUAAAUAAUGAGUUCAAUGAUCGUUCCCAGUCGUCUUAUACGUCGAUACUAAUGCCUGCGAAAAGUAAACACAGAUUAUUAGGACCUACGGAAAAAUUAACAUUGUCAAGAUCACAACCGGAUUUAUCACGAAUUGAUAAAUUAGAUUUCGAUGGCUAUGAUUCACCUGCGACAUCUCCACGACCUCAAACGAAAGGUAGAGAGGAAGUUGAUAUAGCAACUGGUGAAAUUUGGCCCCCAUCUGAAAUGGUCCAAAUAAUUAUUCAAGAAAACAGUGCCCUGAAGCUACAACUAGAGCGAUGUUACAGUCAAGUUGCUAAAUCACAAAAAUUAGAGCAAGAAAUAUCAAAAGUUCAUCGAGCACACGAAGAGUUAGCUGCAUCAUGUGAGCGACGUGAAAAACUUGAACGUGCGGCUCGUCUCAGGCUUCAAAACGACUGUCGUCGGUUGACUGAAUUAAAUCGUGCCUUAAGAGAUCAAAUUGAUUUAAUGUCUUCACGAUCUGAUAAUCCACCGAUCGUUGAAUCCAUGCGUAAAGAAUUGACGCAGAGAGAAUUAUUGAUUGGACAACUUAUUACUCAAAAUAAAGAGUUAGCGGCCUCUAAGGAGAGACAGGAAAUAGAAUUAGCGGCACAGCGGGCAACUUUGCAAGAGCAACGUACGCAUAUUGAUAUUUUAGAUACCGCAUUAACAAACGCCCAAGGGAAUGUUGUGCGCUUAGAAGAAGAAUGCCGUAAAAAACAAAUUUAUGUAGAGCGUGUGGGUCAACUACAACGUGCAUUAUCGUCAUUACAAGCUUCAAGUGACAGACGUGAAGAGACUGAGCGACAUUUACGCGGUCAACUUGAACGCGAAUUACGUGAAGGUGGUAAUGGAGUUAAUGGUCACGAGCAUUCAUCGAACGGAGAGACAAUAACUGAAUUAAAGAGACGAUUACGCGAGCGAGAUGAAAAAAUAAUGUCGCUUGAAGGUGACGUUGCUAAAUGGGAGCAACGAUAUUUGGAGGAGAGUGCGUUACGUCAAGCAGCCAUUGACGCAGCAAGUCUUCCCAAGGAUGCUAAAAUAGCAGCUUUGGAGAAGACAAGUCAAGACGCUGAAAAAAUGAUCGCUGAAGCGAGAUCUGAAAAAAUGCGUCAUAUGGAUGAAGUUCAUGCCGCUCAGAAAAAAUUAGCUGACCUUGAAUCUCGAAUGAAAGAUCUAGAGUCAAAGCUAGCUGAGCGCGAUGCAAUGAUACGUGUCCUACAGAAGCAUACAUACGACAAAGACAGUAGCAGCAGCAGUGGAAUGGGCAGUUAUCCAGCAGUACAUUCCUCUCAUUCAAGCACGUCUGCAGAUCACACUGGAUUAACAGGCACUCCUGAAUUAGUUUCACGUAUGUCAUCAGUGAGCAGUGUGCUGGGUGGGACCAGUGGAUACGGCAGUACUGGAACAUCCUACGGCGUUACUGACAGCUACAAGUAUCGUAAGCAAGGUAGUUUUGAACAAACAAACAAGAGCCUUGAUGAUCAACUCAAAGAACUUGAUUCCCAGCUACUCAGUAAGCGGGCACUUUGCUGUUUUCCAGGAUUCUCUAAUCCAGGCACUACGUCGCGAAAAGGAAAAAUAUCCAAACCACUAUUGGCAGGCGUAGAUCAUAGCACUGGUAGUUCCAGUACCGCUUCAAGUAAGAGCCGUCUGUUGGACGACUCUGGGGGUGAGCCAACUGUUGCUGGUGUUGGUGUUGGUGUCGGUAGUGGUGGUGGUGUUGGUGGUGGUGCUAGUGGAGGAGUAGGAGGAGGAGGAGGAUUGAUUGAAUUUACUAGCUCAACAUCUGCGAGAUACAACAAACAAGCUAACACUGUUGUUGCUGUAUCGUCACGUUUGUCUGACGGUAAACCUGAGGAUAUGAUGUUACUAGAGAAGCAGGGUAGAAGUUCGCAGAGACAGCGUAUGCAGGAAGGCGAACCUCGUAGAGCCGGCAGUCUACCACCAAGUUCAUUGCCACGUCCACCACGUGCCUUAAAAUCAAGUGGAAAUUCACGUUACUGUCGAUUGAGUGAUACUGAGACACGAAAAAAAUCCGAUCCUGGACCUAGUGUCAUUGAUACCAUAAAAACGCCACGUGACUCGGGGAAUUGUACUCUAGAGUAUGGAAGAUUUGACAACAGUAAAGGAUUCAGACGCAAAAAAUCAGUUGCUGAUGCCUUUGUGCCAAACACGUUGAAGAAACCGUCCAAUGGAGAAUACGAACGACUGGGUGAUGUUGAUAGAAAGAAGACGAUACUUGGUGGUGGUGGCGGCAGUGGUGGUGGGGAUGUUAAACAUCGCGAGACUCAAGGACGUUCAUUGAUACCACCCCCUUCAAGACGCAUCGUGGGUGACUAUGGAAGAUUGAGUGACGGUGAUGCCAAAGCUACGCUGAGGAAACAAACUGGUUUAUCAGCACGUGGGUUGAGUACUGGUAGUAUGGUCAGCAGCAAAAGCGGUGGACGUGACUCUGGUGGCACUGCCAGUAGCGAAGCAUCUACAUCUUCGUUACCACCUACUAAAGCUAGAUCUAUACCGCGACCAAGUAAUUACCGUAUACAAUUUUAAUUUUAUCCGUGAGCUUCUUUGAUGUUUUUAAUUAUUUGAUAUGUGAUUAUUAUUAUUAUUAUUAUUAUUGUUAAUAUUAAUAUUAUAUAAGAAUGUGGAUUAAGAUAAUAAGAAGGGAAUAGAUUUAAUCGUCAGGCUGUUAUAUCAAAUCUGUAAUUUGUUUAAAUUUUUUAGUCUGGAAUCUCGAGUACGCCAUAAUAAUGUUUAGUAUUUUUUUUCUAUAUAAUUAUUGUUUAAUAAUAAUUUCGAUGAAUAAAAAAGCGCUCCGUUAAG
This is a messenger RNA of Microplitis demolitor, 3887 nucleotides long. RefSeq names its product angiomotin-like protein 1. Gene Ontology annotation, biological process: regulation of cell migration; actin cytoskeleton organization. Lineage: Eukaryota; Metazoa; Arthropoda; Insecta; Hymenoptera; Braconidae. The transcript has 12 exons. Gene Ontology annotation, cellular component: cytoplasmic vesicle; plasma membrane; bicellular tight junction. Bases 204 to 3614 code for a protein of 1136 amino acids. The record is from RefSeq and is a predicted model, not a curated record.